GUCAACUGAAGCGCUUUAAGCAUGGCAGCUGCACCGACCCCGUUUGGCCAAGAUCAGCCGACCAAAACAUCUCCUCCACCCGUCCUGUUUGAUCUGUCUCAGCCUCCGGUCAUCGAGGGGUUCACCCCACUGCCAAGAGCAAAGGAAGAGAACUUUAAGGACAAAUUCAUCAGGAAGACGAAAGAGAACCCAUUCGUCCCUAUCGGUUGCUUAGGAACCGCAGGGGCAUUGAUCUACGGCCUCGGCGCCUUCAGACGUGGCAAGACCCGACAGUCCCAGCUGCUAAUGAGAGCCCGUAUCUUCGCCCAAGGCUUCACUGUCGUUGCUAUUAUAGUGGGCGUGGCUGCCACGGCUCUGAAACCCAAGCAAUGAGAGAGGACAGACCAAGGGCAACACCAGAGCCUGUUUGAUCAUUCAGGAGCCUUAUGUGGAAUGAACUGAACCUUAAAUGCCAACUCUUAGCAUUGUUUAUUUCCUUAAGAGAGGCCCAGUGCAAGAACACAAGUUAUAGAUUGGAAGAUUUAUCCAUGUGUACCACAGUUAUACACAGAUUUAAUGCCCAGCAUUUAAUUUAUGCCAUCUUCUUGACCCAAGUCCACAGUAGCCACUUUUUGUGGUUAAAUUAUUUGAUGUGAAUGGCAAAUCAGUGCCUGCUUUUCCAUGUUGGUGAAGUAAGGAUACAUGGACAUUGUUUUAAACAUUACAAUGCUUCUUACCUCAAAUUAUUAUGUCUGUGUACAUUUAGGAGAACCGUUUAAGGUGCAUUGUAAUGUGUCACAAUAUUAGCAAUCUUAUUAUUAAACAAAAAAGUGUAAUAAAUGUAGUCUUUGUUUUUGAGA
This is a messenger RNA of Myxocyprinus asiaticus (Chinese sucker), 839 nucleotides long. RefSeq names its product HIG1 domain family member 2A-like. The record is from RefSeq and is a predicted model, not a curated record. Gene Ontology annotation, cellular component: mitochondrion. Lineage: Eukaryota; Metazoa; Chordata; Actinopteri; Cypriniformes; Catostomidae. Gene Ontology annotation, biological process: mitochondrial respirasome assembly. Bases 22 to 372 code for a protein of 116 amino acids. The transcript is spliced from 2 exons.